Molecule: messenger RNA, 3176 nt
Organism: Ochlerotatus camptorhynchus
Lineage: Eukaryota; Metazoa; Arthropoda; Insecta; Diptera; Culicidae
Exons: 5
Coding region: 94-2973 (959 amino acids)
Source: RefSeq, a predicted model, not a curated record
CGGGUGCAACACGUAACUUUUUAACAUUACGCCGUGAAUUUCGUGAAUAGCUAGAAUAGAAAAUUAAUAAUUUGAUUAGAAAUUGAACCAAUCAUGAAUAUAUUGAGAAAGUGCGGUUUUUGCCAGCAGCCGGCUGCCUUGAUGUGUAGCCGAUGCCUAGAGGUGUACUGUUCCUUCGAAUGCCAGAUUCGGGACUGGUCAGAACACAAACAAAUCUGCGUCACCGUUCCCAAACUGUACCCAAAUAAUAGCUAUUUGGAGCUUUUGACCAGUGGCGUAAGGCUACCGCUUAAGGGUCCCGCCAUGAUUGAGCAAGGAUCGAUUCGACUGGUCAACAAUGGACGUUCUUUGAAGUCGAACUUUCCCAUGGGAUCCGUCGAAGUAUCGGUGGACCGGAAAGCGACAGACUCGAUUCCGGAUGAAGAAAAGGAAUCGGAUGGUGCCCCGUCUAUGAAGACCCAGGAUAUGUUUGACAUGGUGGAAAACGUAAAGAGGGUUUCAAAAAUGAAGAUCGAAGAUGUUUCCCAAAGGGACAUGAUUAAUGGUUGUAAGUCGGCCGAAUAUGUCGCUGAAGAGGCCCAAACGUUGACAGAGUUCGAACCAGGUAUGGUCCAAAGUCCUAAAAAGAUAGUAUCGGCUAACAAUCAUUGCAAACCUUGGAUGUUGCAUUUCCCACUGGAGAAGGCAGAUGGAGAGGUGUUCGAUGUUGUCAUUCAGCACGUUGUGGUGAAUCAACCAAUGCUAUGUUGGGUCGUUUUGCCAGACCACGAAUCCCAAUGCAACCAACUGCUGCGUGACAUUAACGUUCAGAUCGAUCCGAGUGCUAAACCGGUCAAGUACGACGAUAUCCAGGUGGAUGAUGUCUACACGGGUCUCUAUGAGGACCUCUACUAUCGGGUGGUGAUUUUGGAAAAGAUUGACCCCGCAAGAUCUCUAGUUAGAGUUCGAUUGAUAGACUACGGCAACGAAUUGACUCUGCCGGCUUCAGACUUGCGUGCUCCUCUUCCGCGGAUGAAGGAUCUUCGUGCGUUUGCGUUUCUGAUCGAGAUUCAGAAUCUGAACCGAACUUUCGAGCCAAACGCAGUCAUUCGGAUCAGCCUCAUUCGUUCGGAGAGCGAUCGCAAGAUAGUGGAAAUGGUUCUGGCACCUGAGAGUUUGUUGGAUUUGCUAGGGAACUCGAACGAGACUACCGGAGAGGGUGGAAUUGUGGCCAUUCUUUCUUCUCGAAAAGCAUUAAUCUUGUUCUCUUCUGCACCGGUGAUGCAUAUCAUGAAGGUGUUGUAUACUCAGCUGGCGGAAGAAGCUGCCAUGUUCCCUUCGGCAAAGAAUUCCGAAGUUGGGGAUUUGAUCUGUGUGAACUCGAUCGAAUUUGGCUGGUCAAGAGCUUUGAUCAUCGACCAACACGACGACAAUCGAUUGGUUUAUACUAUUGAUAAUGGAACAGUGGAGCUGGUAAGUGCACAAGAUGUUCGCAAAUUACCUGCCAAGUAUAAGCAUAAGCCGCGGCUGGUGUUGGCCAUGGAGAUAACCAAGGUGGUUAUGAACGAACAGGACUUCAUGCGUAUGUGCUAUAUGCCAAGCUUUGAGUUCACUUUUGAACGAUUGUCAUUCAACAAGGCUCAGCAAACGAUGAAGUGUACGAUGAAGGACGGCAAAGGAAAGUUCGUUCUUGCGGAAGUUGACUUCAUGGACUUUGAAUGUGAUUUGAAGAAGGUUGGGAUCGACUACUGGCCACAUACUCCUCAGGACAAAAUGAUUGUGAGAAUUUUAUCCGCUCUAGACGUAAGCACCAUAGUCAUAUGUCCCAAAGACAGUAUUAAUGUUUACACUGAGCUGCUUCAGACGGUGAUACCGAAUUUGAAACGCUUGACAGCAGUUCCGAAUGUGAAGGACGUAAUCGUUGCUAUGGACGAUUGCAUGAUGCCUUAUCGAGCACGAGUCCUUUCCAUUGUUUCUUCGACGGAAGUAGAGGUCUUGGACCUUGACAAUGGGAAAAUCAGAAACACUUUCACAGAGAAGCUGUUCGAAACUAACGGGUUUGUGAAUAACCUGCCUGUGUAUACUUUAAAAGUACGCAUUCUGGAUAUGAACGUGUCCGCGAUCAAAGAUCAGGUUUGUGUUCUUCGUCAACUGGAUGCAUUCAAAUCUGAGAAGCGUGAAUUCAGGACGCACUUCGAGGGCAGGUCGUACAUGUACGGAGUAAAGCUGAUCGACGUGAGUACGAAUCGCUCGCUUGCUACCAUCCUGCUGGAGCACCAUGACAAACAGCUUCACGAAGUUGAAAAAGCAGUCACAAAGAAGCGAGAACAGGAUACAGAAGCCGCUCGUCUGAAAACCAUCGAUGCUGCUGCUGAAGUCAAGGCCACAGCCCAAGCAGCAGCCGCAAAAGCUAAACAGGAACGGAAAGCCCGUGAAGCCACAGAACUCAAAAAAGCGGAAACAGUUGUCGCACCAUGGGUGUUCACUAUCAAUGAUCUUAAACUGGUUGAGCUGCCUGUGGGAAAGAGUGGCAUAAAGUUAACCAUUCUGGAUGAUGCUAAUCUGGCUCAUGGAGUAGUAACCGUCUUUGAAUUUACGGAUGAGAACAUCAAACGAUAUACAACCCUGAACGAUAAGGUCAACGAGGAGGCUGCCAGAGUUGGUGGUGACGGAUACUGUCCGAAAUUGGACGAACUAUGUAUUGCCGUGUUCGAUGACGACAAGUUGUGGUACCGAGCAGUAUGCUUGCAGGCCGAACCGGAGAAGGACGUAUUCAUGGUACAAUUUAUCGAUUUUGGCAACCUGGCAUCGGUGAACCGCGAAUCGAUCCGCAGUCUUCCGAAGGAACUCGCUUUUCCCUGUGCAGCGCACACUUGCACUGUUAUUGAUCACAUUAAUGUUAUGAAAACGCUGGUCAAAAAGCAGGCAUCGAUGGGUUACGUGGUGGCCCAACAUAUCGUAUCUAAUGAAGAACAGUAUUCUUUGAAGUUUUAAUUAUCUGGCUUUGAUUUGUUCCUUGCUGAGAAGGAAGCUUUUGAAUGGAUUUUUCUAUAACUUUUUUUUUUUCAAUAAUUUAACAUUUGACAAAAUAUUUCGAAGGAUUUAAUUUCGAUCAAGUAAAGUAGUCAACAUUCUACCGAAUGCAGGAACUUUUAUUUUUGUUAAUAUUUUUACAAUUUCUCCAUCUUCAUUAUAAU